GCACUAAAAUGGAGGCCGGCUGCGUCUCCUUGGUCCGUGAUAUAAAGCAUCCUAUAACGCUGGCAAGGUGUGUUAUGGAAAAGUCACGGCAUUGCUAUUUGGCUGGCGAUGGCGCUAUGCAUCUUGCCCGGACCGAAGGAUUCGAUAUACUGCCCAAGGCGGCACUGAUUACAGAAAUGGCACAAAAAUCCUUAUACGAUUACAAAGCACUCAGGAAUAAAUCGGGAAGCAGCAGGAUCCCCAUCCCUCCAGGUACCGUUGGUGCCGUGGCAAUUGAUGCCUUCGGUAAUGUGGCAGCAGCGACAUCAACAGGUGGCACAAUGGGAAAACUACCAGGCCGGAUUGGUGACUCUCCACUGCUGGGUGCUGGCACCUAUGCAGAUAAUGAGAUAGGCGCCAUAUCAGCCACUGGACAUGGUGAGACCAUUAUGCGUUACAAUGUUGCCUCGCGCAUAUUGGCACUGGUGCAGCACAAGAAUUGUACAGUACAACUGGCAGCCGAGCAAGUGCUUCAAAAGAUGACCUCACGUUUUAAGGAAACGGCUGGCAUAAUAGCUAUUGAUCACCAGGGACAGCUGGGCAUAUACUUUACAACACAGCAUAUGCCUUGGGCCUAUCAGAAGGGAAAGGAGCUGCACAGCGGUUUUCAAGCAGGCGAUAACCAGAUCGAGGUUGUAUGCGACGAAUCCUAAGCUAACAAAUACAUAAAUAACGUUUUUUAAUUAAAAAUUUUCUUAAUUUAUUUAGAAACUUAAA
Messenger RNA from Drosophila montana, 756 nucleotides. RefSeq names its product probable isoaspartyl peptidase/L-asparaginase GA20639. Gene Ontology annotation, cellular component: cytoplasm. Lineage: Eukaryota; Metazoa; Arthropoda; Insecta; Diptera; Drosophilidae. Gene Ontology annotation, molecular function: asparaginase activity; beta-aspartyl-peptidase activity. The transcript has a single exon. The record is from RefSeq and is a predicted model, not a curated record. Bases 9 to 692 code for a protein of 227 amino acids.